Linum tenue is the source of this 350-nucleotide messenger RNA. NCBI's taxonomy places the organism in Eukaryota, Viridiplantae, Streptophyta, Magnoliopsida, Malpighiales, Linaceae. The record is from the annotation of a GenBank genome assembly.
GGACAAACUACGAAUGUGGCGUCAUUGGAGGGACAGUGGCUGAUGAUUCCUCCGAAGAAUGGCUUGAUUUAGAUAAGAAUGAAGGUUAACACAUAUCCUACGGUUAGAGGAUUUACUGCCAUUGGAACUGGGGGUGAUGAUUUCGUUCAAGCUAUGGUUGUUGCUGUGGAAUCUGUAAUUCAACAGUCUAUUCCCGAGGCUCUGUGGGUUGUUGUGGUGUGUUACUACCACUUACAUCUGGCAAGAGCGUUGUUGGAAUGGAGGCUGCAUGGUGUUGUCCAAAAAAGUUAUGAGGAUGUAUAUGCAAGUUUUGUAUAGUUAUAGGCUACUUUUGUAAUGUUUGUUUAGUU